CACACACGCACUCACUCACACACAGCGGCAGCAUCCUCUCUCUCAGCGUGACUCCUCCGGGGAUCGCAAGUAGACCCAGUCAAACUUCCAGCAGAGAAGGGAUUCACUACAAGACAACAUAAAGGUGUGGUGAUGUUGCUACCUGCCAUCAGCCAUCUGCUCCGUUCCAUCUUCUCUCAGGACUGAUUUCCUCAUGGUGUGUCCCUCAACGUGCACCCCUCUUCCCGUCCUCCUUGACCGUUUCAUGGGCCUCCAAGUGACCCCCGCCGUUCCACCCUUAACCCCUCACCCUUAACCUUCCACCACCUCACCCAGCCCCCCCCCUCUCCCCCAUCUGAUCCCCUACCGCCGAACACCCAACCAUGGUGGCCCGCGCUCUCGUGGUAGUGAUGAUGUGUCGAGGCGUCCUGCUGUCUGUGGGAGACCCGCCAUCGUCGCGCCGGGAGAUCCGCAUGGAAGGCGACCUGGUGCUGGGCGGCUUGUUCCCCGUGCACGAGAAAGGCGGCGGCAUGGAGGAGUGCGGCCGUGUCAACGAGGACCGAGGGAUCCAGAGACUGGAGGCCAUGCUGUUCGCCAUCGACGCCAUCAACCGGGACCGCCUUCUGUUGCCCGGCGUCACCCUCGGCGUGCACAUCCUGGACACGUGCUCACGAGAUACCUAUGCACUGGAGCAGGCGCUGGAGUUCGUGCGCGCGUCGCUCACCAAGGUGGACGACUCGGAGUUCAUCUGUCCGGACGGCUCUUACGCGUUGCAGGACGACAGCCCGCUCGCCAUCGCCGGUGUCAUCGGCGGUUCCUUCAGCAGCGUCUCCAUACAGGUUGCCAACCUUCUCAGGCUCUUCCAGAUCCCCCAAAUAAGCUACGCGUCCACCAGCGCCAAGCUCAGCGACAAGACCCGCUACGAUUACUUCGCCCGCACCGUGCCGCCCGACUUCUACCAGGCCAAGGCCAUGGCAGAGAUCCUGCGCUUUUUCAAUUGGACCUACGUCUCCACGGUGGCGUCAGAGGGUGACUACGGUGAGACCGGCAUCGAAGCCUUUGAGCAGGAGGCCCGCAUGAGGAACAUCUGCAUUGCCACAUCCGAGAAAGUGGGGCGUUCUAACGCCAAGAAGUCCUACGAAGCCGUAAUCCGCCAGCUGCUCCAGAAGCCCAACGCCCGCGUGGCCGUUCUGUUCCUGCGCAGCGAUGACGCCCGAGAGCUGCUGGCCGCCGCCGCCAGGCUCAACGUUUCCUUCGUCUGGGUGGCCAGCGACGGCUGGGGGGCGCAGGAGAGCAUCGUCAAGGGCAACGAGGUGACGGCGGAAGGAGCCAUCACGCUGGAGUUGGCCGCCAACCACGUGCCGGACUUCAACCGCUACUUCCUCAGCCUGAACCCCAAGAAAAACUUACGCAACCCCUGGUUCAGAGAAUUCUGGGAGCAGCGCUUUCAAUGCUCCCUAGGCGGUGGCGGAGGGGAGACGCCGCUGCCCCCGUGCGACGAGGACCUAUCCAUGGACGAGAGCAACUUUGAGCCAGAGUCCAAGAUCAUGUUUGUGGUGAACGCGGUGUACGCCAUGGCCUACGCCCUGCACAAUAUGCAGCGCAGCCUCUGCCUCAACACCAGCACGCUGUGCGACAGCAUGAAGGCCUUGGAUGGCCGCAGACUCUACCGAGACUUCAUCCUGAACGUCAGCUUCACAGCCCCGUUCUCCCCCGCCGGCAGCGAGACGGCCGUCAAGUUCGACUCCCAGGGCGACGGCGUGGGCCGCUACAAUAUCUUCAGCUACCAGCACUCGGGCGAGCGCUACGCUUACGUGCCGGUUGGCGAAUGGGCCGAGAGUCUGAGUCUUAAUGGCGGUCUGAUUCAGUGGCCCAGGGAGGCGGCGCCCACCUCACAGUGCAGCGACCCUUGCGAGCGCAACGAGAUGAAGAAAAUGCAGGCAGGCGAGUACUGUUGCUGGAUCUGCACCGCCUGCGAGCCUCAUGAAUACCUUGCCGAUGAGUUCACGUGCUCGCCCUGCGCUCCAGGUCAGUGGCCCACCGACGACCUGACGUACUGCUAUGAGCUCCCUGAAGAUUACAUCAUGUGGGAAGACGCGUGGGCCAUUGGGCCCAUUACCAUCGCCUGUGUGGGCUUCAUGUGCACCGGCCUGGUGCUGUGGGUGUUGGUCCGGCACAACGACACGCCGCUGGUGAAGGCGUCGGGUCGAGAGUUGUGCUACAUCCUCCUCCUGGGCGUCUUCAUGUCGUACGCCAUGACCUUCCUCUUCCUGGCCAAGCCGUCGCCGGCCAUCUGCGCCCUGCGUCGCCUCGGCCUGGGCACGUCCUUCGCCGUCUGCUACUCUGCGCUGCUCACCAAGACCAACCGCAUCGCCAGGAUCUUCGGCGGUGUCAAGGAUGGAGCAGGCGCGGCCAGGCCGCGCUUCAUCAGCCCGUCCUCUCAGGUCUUCAUCUGCCUGAGCCUGAUUUCGGUGCAGUUGGUGAUGGUGUCCGUGUGGCUGCUGCUGGAGGUUCCGGGCACGCGGCGCUUCACGCUGCCGGAGCGCCGGCAGACGGUCAUCCUCAAGUGCAACGUGCGCGACGCCAGCAUGCUGCUGUCCCUCAGCUACGACGUACUCCUGGUCAUCCUGUGUACGAUAUAUGCCUUCAAGACCAGAAAGUGCCCCGAGAACUUCAACGAGGCAAAGUUUAUUGGCUUCACCAUGUACACCACCUGCAUCAUUUGGCUGGCCUUUCUGCCCAUCUUCUAUGUCACCUCCAGUGACUACAGGGUCCAGACGACCACCAUGUGCAUCUCGGUGAGCUUGAGCGGCUUCGUGGUGCUGGGCUGCAUGUUCGCCCCCAAGGUUCACAUCAUCAUGUUCCAGCCCCAGAAGAACGUCACCAGUCACAGGCUCAACCUCAACCGCUUCAGCGUCAGCGGGACGGCAGUCGCCUCCUACGCCGCUCACGCUUCCGUCAGCACCCACUACGUCCCGAGCGUGUGCAACGGCAGAGAGAUCGUCGACUCCACCACUUCUUCUCUGUGACCGCGCAGCCCACCCGACCCCGCCCUGCGACUGUUAGCCACGCCCACACAGGCCCUAGCAGCCAAUGAGGUUUCAUUGGCUCACCUACUGUUGCGGCCUCUGUAACUUUCCCGUCUGAGCAGUGUAGGAAGUGUGUAACUAUAAUUAAAUUAUUUUCUAAAAGGCUUGUACAUAUGUGGAAUGCACAUUGUUGUAAGUAGACCAUCAUAGAAGACACACACACACACACACACACACAAUCAUUUUUAGGAGGAACUUUUGGGGCCUUUUGUUUUUUGAUAGCUUUGUUAUUCUGAUGUAAAUAGAUUCAGGACGGUGGGACGGAAGCGGACGCUUGCAAUACCCCACUGACUUUUUAUUAAUGUUAUGAUGAUUAUUCUCAUCUUCUUUUUGUAGGUUCUCGUUGUAAUAAUGAUAAUAAUACUCCAAUGUAUGCAUUUCUAAUGUGUACCUUUUUGUGCAGUAUGGCCGACGGUUGAAACAGCACAAUGUGUGGACAGUAUUUGGGCAAGACUGAAUGUGA
This is a messenger RNA of Phycodurus eques (leafy seadragon), 3531 nucleotides long. It is a transcript of the gene grm3, whose product is annotated as glutamate receptor, metabotropic 3. Gene Ontology annotation, molecular function: group II metabotropic glutamate receptor activity. NCBI's taxonomy places the organism in Eukaryota, Metazoa, Chordata, Actinopteri, Syngnathiformes, Syngnathidae. The record is from RefSeq and is a predicted model, not a curated record. The coding region runs from base 363 to 3008 and encodes 881 amino acids. Gene Ontology annotation, cellular component: membrane. The transcript is spliced from 13 exons. Gene Ontology annotation, biological process: regulation of synaptic transmission, glutamatergic; G protein-coupled glutamate receptor signaling pathway.